UUGAGUCUCGUGGCAGAGAAAUCGGCAAAGGAGAAAGGUUUUUGUUUUGCAGUCAUGGCUACUUCGAGUUCGGGCCGAGAACCGCGGCGAUCUGUGGGUACUUUGGGACAAGAGGAGCUGCGGAGAUUAAUGCGAGCCAAACAGCGCGAAUCGGCUGCGGGGAAAAGGAAAAUUGACUCUCCCUACGUUAGAUAUAACAGUUUGGGGAAUUUAAGUUGCUGUCUGUGCAAUGUGACUGUGAAGAAUGAACUGCUGUGGCAAACACAUGCUCUUGGAAAGCAGCACAAGGAGAAACUUGAAUCAAAAGAUAUUAAAUAUUCUACAUCCAAAUCAUUUACUGACACUUCAUCUCCUCCCAAAAAAAGAAAGUCAGAAACAAGAAUUCUAGAUCAAAAGAAAGGACAAGAUUGUAAUGACCACCCUCAAGCAGUUUCAUCUAAGCUGCCCCAAAAUUUUUUCGACAAAAUUGAGCAAACAGAAGUCGAAAUAGUCUCUUCAAAAGGUUCAAGUGCUGUCUUACUAGAAAAUUAUAAAACAGAGGAAGGAAAGAAAGAAGAGAUGACAAAAGAAAUUAGGGAGAGGAACAGCAAAACUUCAUUGUCAACCACAGCUCAAUUAUCUUCAGAUCUUGUUCCAAAAGCAGAACUUGUGGCCUGUUCGUCAACAGACUCCUUGGAGAACAAUGCUUUAACUACUCCUCAGCUAUCCCAUUCAGAAUCUGUACAGAAGGCAGAACCACAAGAAAAAAAUCACCAAAGAAGAGAUAACACUGCAGAGGCCUUACCAGAGGGAUUUUUUGAUGAUCCAGAAGUGGAUGCAAAGGUGCGCAAGGUUGACACUCCAAAGGAUCAGAUGGACAAAGAAUGGGACGAAUUCCAGAAAGCUAUGAGACAAAUCAAUACAAUUUCAGAAGCAAUAGUGGCUGAAGAAGAUGAAGAAGGGCGACUUGACCGUCAAAUUGGAGAAAUUGAUGAACAAAUAGAAUGUUUCCGUCGUGUUGAACAACUGCGUGACCGCCAGGAAAUAAGAAAAGAUAAAUUAAAGGAAGCCAUGAGUCAAACAGUCACACAGACUAAAGAAGAUGAUAUUGAUAGUAAUGAUGAAGGUGAAUUGCAGGACUUGCUGUCUCAAGACUGGAGAGCAAAAGGAACAAUAUUGUAAAUGCCUGAGAAGAGGAAAUAAUUUUAUAAUUGUGACUUUGUUCUUUUAUCGUGUACUAACACUUUUCAUA
Molecule: messenger RNA, 1231 nt
Organism: Ahaetulla prasina
Lineage: Eukaryota; Metazoa; Chordata; Lepidosauria; Squamata; Colubridae
Gene: ZNF830
Product: zinc finger protein 830
Exons: 10
Coding region: 55-1161 (368 amino acids)
Biological process (GO): mitotic DNA replication checkpoint signaling; nuclear DNA replication; mitotic DNA damage checkpoint signaling
Cellular component (GO): spliceosomal complex; nucleus
Molecular function (GO): nucleic acid binding; zinc ion binding
Source: RefSeq, a predicted model, not a curated record